Molecule: messenger RNA, 1890 nt
Organism: Symbiodinium necroappetens
Lineage: Eukaryota; Dinophyceae; Suessiales; Symbiodiniaceae
Source: the annotation of a GenBank genome assembly
AUGGCGGAGCAAGGUGCAAACCUGGGGCUUGCCGCGCUCAGCGUGGCCUUCCUCUUUGGCAUCCUUGGACUGUUUGCCUUUUUUGCUCUGCGCGCGAAAACCGCUGCCGAAGAGGAGGAAAAGCAGGAAAAGCAGCAAGCUGCCGGAGGUCAGAGGCGACGUGGUGCGUUGGAUCGCAUGCAGCGCGGUGCGGCACGUGCUGCCGGCGGUGGAGAAGCCGACGAAGAUGAGCCGGAGAAUCAGGCCGGCAACAAGAAAGCGAAUGCCGCCAAAGAGCAAAAGAAGCAGGAGAGAAGAGCACAGCAGCAAGCAGAAAGAGAGGCCUAUCAGCAGAAGCAGGACAAGAAAGACAAGUAUGCGCAGAAGCAGCAGGCCCGUGAGGCAGAGCGGUUGCGGCGAGAUGCGGAGGACGAGCAGGCCAGGAAAGAAAAGGAGAAACGGGAGAAGGAAGAACUGGACAAGUGGAAGGAGAUGUUUGCGGUGGAGUAUGAGGGCGAGGAUGACGCUGCCACAGCUGGAGAGUCAGCGUUGGAGCAGUUUAUUGAGUAUGUCAAGCUUCGAAAAGUGGUGAAUCUGGAGGACCUGGCUGCCGAAUUCCGCAUGAGAACUGUUACAGCCAUCAACCGGCUCGAAGAGCUUGAAAAGAUGGGUCGAUUAAGUGGAAUUUUCGACGACCGCGGCAAGUACAUCUACAUCACAGCAGAGGAAAUGGGUGAAGUUGCAGCCUGGCUCAAGCGCAAGGGCCGCGUAAACCGCGCAGAGUUGGUCGCCGGCUGUAACAAGCUCAUCCGACUGGAUCCCACGGCAGAGGACAAGGCGAAGCUCGAAGCAGAGGUGAGGACGGCAGAAGAGAAGCUGGAAGGCCAAAGGGUUCGGCUACCUUGCGGGGUCGGAAUCGCAACGGACGGCCUUGAAUAUCUGGCUCAGCUUCUCGCGCCGAUGAAGGGGCUCAGUGACGUGAAGAAAAUGUUGGCCGCAGUGGUCGCAGCCGUGCUGCUAAGCAGUUGGCAAGGUUUCUCUUUCCUCGGCUCAAUGCCCACGGGACAGCAGGCGCACAAGACGGCUCGGCAAGCCUCCGUGGUUGACAGCCUCAAGAACCCGGUCAAGACAGUGUCCGAGACUAUUGACGAGUUCUACAAGGGAUACCCGAAGCCGCCGGUGCUCCCGAUGUACAGGAGUUUCCUGGUUGAUUUCAUCACUCAAGUGCACCUGACCAUGGUGGACUCCCGAUUCAAGUACGACGCAAUCUUUGGACUUGGGAUGAGGCACUUCUACUCCGGGCUUAUGGGCAACUACGACAAGCUUGUCAUGAGCGAGGAGUCAGAGAAGAUUUGGAAGGCCUUGAACACCGCCAUGGGAAUGAAGCCGGACCAGGUCACUGCCGACGCAGAAGCUGUUGCCAAGUAUGCCAGCUCGACUUCGCCAGCUGAAAUCCUGCAGCACAUGGAGGGCACGGCCAAGCCUUCCGAUGCCAAGAUCGGCACUGCUUUCGAGCAGAUCCAGUCUUCGCUCUACAGCAUGACCUACAGCAUUGGCUUGUUCCGCAUCAUGGAGCUGAGUGGCGUGGAGGUCAACAAGGCCAAUGCAGAGGAGUGGGCAAAGGCCCUGAAGAUUGAGCCUGCGUCCAAGGUCACUUCUGACCUUGAAACAUACAAGCAGAAUCAGGUGAAACUCCAGAAGGCCGAGGAAAUGAUUCGAGAGAUUGAGAUCCGGGAGAAGAAGAAGCUGGCCGAGAAGCUGGAGCAGAAGGCGAAAGCGCUGGCAGAGAAGGCGGCCGCGAAGAAGUCGGGUGGCGAGGACAUAAUUAAUCACGCAGACUGCUUCUCGAUGAAGACUCACGAAGACUCCGCAGUAACUUCAGCUGCUAUUAUGUUCAAGGCCUCAAAUUGA